Capsicum annuum is the source of this 2108-nucleotide messenger RNA. RefSeq names its product adenine nucleotide transporter BT1, chloroplastic/mitochondrial. The coding region runs from base 436 to 1614 and encodes 392 amino acids. The record is from RefSeq and is a predicted model, not a curated record. Gene Ontology annotation, biological process: transmembrane transport. The transcript is spliced from 3 exons. NCBI's taxonomy places the organism in Eukaryota, Viridiplantae, Streptophyta, Magnoliopsida, Solanales, Solanaceae.
AUUUUAUUUUAUUAUAAAAUAAACGAAGAGUGAUUUCUACAAAUCUUUUCCGGUGGGGUUGGAAAGGAGAGAAACAAUAACACCUGUUACUCAUUUUUCAUCCUAACAAAAGGGAAAACCCCACCCUCCUGGCAUAUAUCGCCUCCUCCUUCUCCCAAAAUAAUAUCAAAAUCUCUUCUUCUCCAAAGCAAUAAUUUUUACUCGUACAAAUUGAAUCUAUAGCCAUUAUCAAUCUCACAACCCCAUUUGUUAAUAAUGGGGUUUUCAUAUACCCACCUGGUAAAAAUCGAUUCUUUCACUCUUCCAAAUUAUUUGGUGACAUAAAAUCUAACUUUUUCCUUAUGUUCUGAAGUUUUACGUUGAAAAGAGGAAAAAGGUUUUUCUUUUCUUUUCUUUUCUUUUGUCUUUGGUUGGGGAAGUUUUUAUUUUAGAUUGAUGGGCAGAAGGGAAAUGCAAGUGUUGGAAUGUAAAAGAGAUGGGAGUUUGUCGAUUUCUCAUUGGGGGAAUCUCCAAGACUCAAACUUUAUUCCUGGUGGAUUGUUUGCGUCAGUUGGUCAGAUGGGUUUUGGUGUUUCAUCACCUAAUCCUUCUGAUUCCCGGGAUGAAAAUGGUGGAUUCAAGAUACCCUAUUUUGAUUUGUAUAUGAAAUAUUUAUCAUUUCCCGAUGGCUUUAAGAUUUUAGGCAAUGGAGAGGAACAAGGGAUUGUCAAGAAGGAAAAGAAGAAAGGUGGGCUAAAGAUUAAGCUUAAGGUUUCAAAUCCUUCAUUAAGGAGGUUAAUAAGUGGUGCAAUCGCCGGGGCGGUAUCUAGAACUGCUGUAGCUCCAUUGGAGACUAUACGGACACAUUUGAUGGUUGGAAGUAGUGGUCAUUCUAGUACUGAGGUGUUCAAUAAUAUCAUGAAGACUGAAGGAUGGAUUGGAUUGUUUAGGGGUAACUUUGUUAAUGUCAUUCGAGUUGCCCCUAGCAAAGCUGUAGAGCUUUUUGCAUAUGAUACUGUUAAUAAGAACUUGUCAUCUAAACCCGGUGAGCAACCCAAAAUUCCAAUUCCUGCCUCAUUAGUUGCAGGAGCCUGUGCUGGAGUCAGCUCUACCUUACUGACAUAUCCACUUGAGCUAGUCAAGACUCGGUUGACAAUACAGAGAGGAGUUUAUGAUGGUUUAUUUGAUGCAUUUGUAAAGAUAUUGAAAGAGGGUGGGCCUGGUGAGCUCUAUAGAGGCCUCACUCCUAGUCUUAUAGGAGUCAUUCCCUAUGCCGCCACAAACUACUUUGCAUAUGAUACACUGCGGAAAGCCUACAGAAAGAUUUUUAAAGAAGAGAAGAUUGGAAACAUAGAGACUCUUCUGAUUGGAUCAGCAGCUGGUGCUAUAUCUAGCACUGCAACCUUUCCUCUAGAGGUGGCUCGUAAGCACAUGCAGGUGGGUGCUGUUAGUGGAAGGAUAGUUUACAAGAAUGUAAUUCAUGCUCUUGCGAGUAUACUCGAACAGGAGGGAAUUCAGGGGUUGUAUAAAGGGCUUGGUCCCAGCUGCAUGAAGUUGGUUCCUGCAGCAGGAAUAUCUUUCAUGUGUUAUGAAGCAUGCAAGAGGAUAUUGAUAGAGGCAGAAAAUGAAGAGUAAAGGAGCUCCUUCGGAAAUAUGCUUUAUGCAUUAGCGUCAUAGAGAAAUUCAAGAAUAGGCAAAGGGUAGGGAAAAUCUCUUUAUAUAAUUGAGUUAAAUUAUCUUGCUCCUUUUUCCUGACGCUGGAAAUUUUGUUUUGGAUUGAGCCUGUUUUGUCGGGUGAGAAUUGAUAAAAAUCUCAAGAACAAUGAUUGAUGCUGGUUUUGGUCUCUUUGUUCACUACUGAAUCAAGGUAAUGAAAUCCAGUUUGAUGGUAAGACGCUGCCAUUGCCAUUUGACAGAUAACCUUCAGCUUUUCGAUUGUCAAAGCUAUUUCAGCCAAGAAUAUAUUAAUGGCGAGGAUGAUUGCUUGCUCUGCUACUUUCCAGAUGUUCGAUGUAUUACUAAGCUUGUUCGAUGUUUGCUAGCAAUCUUUUGGUCCUGUCAGAUUUGUAUGGAAUCAGAAAAAUACGGACAACUUUUGAUGUUAAACAAACUAAAAGUUAUUUUGUUGA